AGACCUUGCCUCCAGUAUUUGCUGAGAAGCGUUGAGUGGUGGACGUCUAUCGUUUUAUCGUCGAACGGUUGCAGCGCGCAGAAAAUUAUCGCGACGAGAGUUCAGCAGUUUUCCGAUAGGAUUUCAUUCGAUUCGAUUCAAUCUCGCCUGCAUGCGAAUUGAAUCAGGUGCUCCGCGCUCACCUGUUGUCUGGCUUUGUGGAGUGUAGUGCGGUCCGGAAGUGAAGCGAAAUUGAUUUUUACUGCAUAAGCCAGCGAUUGUCCGGGAAGUGAUAUACCGGGAGCCUCUCAACUUGGGGACUGCAGUCAAUCGAUUUCGCCCAGAGUCUUCAUCAGUGUCGGUUCGUAACGUCCUUCUUGUAUCCUAACAAACUCCUAACUCUUGGUGAAAACUCAGAUGCUCUGGUCAUCCUCCGUGAAUCGCCAGAAGUACCGAACCUGUCCAGCAGUAAAGCGCUUACCGGAUUUUACCGUUCAAAAUCGCAAGGUCCUUUGGUGACAACUCAGGACUUCACUCAGCCUCAGUGAGAAUUAUUUCCGGUCCGGAAUUUGCCCCCAAACUUACUCCUGGUUCCGAGAACCUCUUGAUGUGAAGUGUCAGAAGUUUCGUUCCUUUCAGUUUGAAUUUUUUAUCAUGUGCUCCCCACAUCCCUUUACGUUUUGAGUUUUCUUCUGUUUUUGUUGGAAAAGGAUAAAACAGAGUCGGAAGAACUGUGAAAAUCGGUUUGAAUUCCGUUAGAAAGUGAAAGUUUUGUUUUCUGUUGAAUCCUCGCAAGUGUUCGAGUCGCGGGACUGCAGGUAGUCCUUCGGUUUCAGGAUAUGCCAGCUCAGAAGCCUCACCUCAGCAGGGACGGAAACGUCAACGAGUAGAAAACACAUCAACGUCCUAGUGCUUCUCCUGCCCCGUAAUGUAUCAUUUCUGUGUGAUGCUGUAAUCGAUUCCAUCGAAAAUGUUGCGAACAAGUGAAUCACAAAAAAAACUGAAUUGUUCCAGAGAAACAUAUCCGCGGUGAUACGAUAUUUAUUAUUUAAAACGAGGAAUUUUCUCGGGAGAAAGAAAUUGUUUCAAUUAUUUUCGUUCAUUUUUGGUUUUUAUGUUUUUAAAGUUUGAAUUCGAACCGCCGAAUCGUUUUGCUUCGAUUCAAUUGCGGGGUUCGGUUAGACACGGGGGAGACUCCUCAGCUUUGAAAUCUGAUUGCGUAAAGAUAGUUUACUUGCACGAAUCGCAAUAAAUAUUAAUGUGGGAAAUGUUGGACGACGACGUACAGUGUGAUGAAUGUAGUGGUCCUGGUCCACCACCGAAAUUUCUAAUCCCACCCCCACCAAGGCCGCCAUUCAUGCAGGAGCUAACAAAAUGUGGAGCAGAGGAUGCGUUGCUGAUGGAUUACGAUAUGUGCGAAGCGAUCCCGAUUCUCGACGCAAGUUACCACAGCAGCCCAUCGUUACAAACAUCAGCAAUGAUAGCAGUUUUCUCGUUACUUUUAGUUCUAGUCGUCUUAAUUUCGUCGCUUUUUGUUUGGAAACAUAAACGGAAAGUUCAGAACUUUUUGCCUUGUAAAACGCCAACACGUGGUGGCCAUUUGAGUGGAGGCGUAUCGAGUGGGCAUUCGGUGACGUAUGAAGAUCCGGACGCACAUUUAGGGCAUAGGCCGUUAGUUAUGAGACAUCAUCAUAAUGUUGAGAUGCUUCCGCCAAAGUCAAUUCAUUUUCCUAGUGGCUACCCAAUGACGAGAACACCGCCCUUGUUCGUUUGUUCAUCACCCGGGCCUGAUCCAUAUCGUUCAAAUGACAAUGUAUACGAAGAGCUGGGACCAGGCAGAGAUUCAGACGGCGAAUCGGAACCACCACUACAUUCCGACGACGAUUUUGCCGAGGAUGAAUUGAGUCUUCCUGGAGAUCGAUCGUUCCUGAAAAAUUCUCCGGAUACAGGAGUUGUUGCGACAAUCUAUCACGAACGUGUUACACCUACAAAUAACAAUAGUAUGAAUGUUGCACAUGAACGUAAUUCAAUGAUAUCAUCAUCGACAUCCUCGUCGAACACAGGAGCGACAAGCGAUCAUCACCAUCAGCAACGCCGGGAGCAAGGAGGAGUCCUUGCCGGUCUGGUGCGUCCCUUAGCGGCAUCGGUCGGACGACGAAGACCUUGCAGUAGCAGUAGCGGCAGUACAUUCAAUGGUAGCAAUAAGAAUAAUUCAAUUCGGAAGCAUGGCAAUAGUAAGAAUUUCAAUUCGACGGUAACCGAUGAACUGAAUACAUCGUCCGAACAUACAACCGUUUCCGAUAUUGUUCCUAGCGUCUACGACGACCGUAAUUUAAUGUCCUUAGCAUACAACAAUCAUCAUCAUAAUCAUCAGCAUCAUUACACAAACAAUAGUUUAGCGAAUAUUAGUAAUAACAAUAACAACAAUAAUAACAGUUUGACGAACAGUAGUAGCAACAAUAACAAUAGUAGUAACGCUUUAAGUAGCAAUCACCUGCAUUACUAUGCAAAAUCAACCCCUGGACUGACUGGAGUGCUAGAUAUGGAUGUGGAGCGGCGAAAUCGUAUUAAUAAGCAAAUGCACCACCCUCCGCCCGCUGCUGUCUCGACAAUAUUCCGAGAGCGAGGAAACUACAACAAUAGCUUGUCCAGGCCCCCGCAAUACCCGCAGCCAUACUAUACCCACCACACUUUGUUAAACAGUCAUCAUCAAGGACAAGGGCUGCCAAUUCACUCACACCGUUCCAGAACGAAUCCAAGAAGCCUUGACCGAAGACGUAUUGCUGUACCAAUUGACCAUGAACCUGCUUAUGGCUAUGCCGAGCCUGUUUUCCACGAGGGGCUAAUCUACGAUGCAUGCUUAGCCCAUCCGAAAAGCACAGCUCCUUUCCGGUCUCAACCGCCCUCGUAUCCGUACAUCCUCCCGGAUUAUACAACAUCAUAUCGAACGAUGGCGAAUGGGUUGCCCACACACUAUCAUCAUCCGCAACCACCACAACCCCUGCCGCAGCCUCAGGACUUGCUGCAACCCCAAAUUUAUUCAAGGGAUUCAAGUUUCGGCUCGGAUUCGGGGUACAGUCACCAAACUCAGACAUCUGCCGGGAGAGGUGAAUCUGAUGGAGUCGGUAGGGGGGCGAGUGCAAGCCUGAACAGAACUGAUAGUGGUAGUUUUAGCAAUAGUAACAAUACGGGCACGUCAGCUAGUUGCGGUCAUUCGAAUAGUAAUUCCGUGAGUGGCGGCAGUGGCUCCAAAAUUGGUUUAAAUUUCGCAUGGAAUCGUCGAAUGGGUAAAGAUAACAGCAACACAACAACAACGUCAACAAUAUCAACACCAGCCACAGUUGAUAGUGAAUCCCCUGUGGCGGUGACGAUACCGACAACAGCAACGACGGUAGCCAGCAAUACGGCCAAUCUCGCCCCUACCAAUUUCAAUACUGUCGCCAACAACAAUAACAACAAUAGUAAUAGUAACACAACAAAUAAUACAAGCAGUAGUUGCAAUAAUAUUACGCAGAGCAAAAGUUUCGAAGAUUCUUGAGAGUACCUAGUUGGGAUGCCGAAGCAGUCCUGAUACUAACAACCUACGAGACAGGAUGCGGUUCUGAGUUAUCUGGGCGUAAUGGUGCCCUUACAGUGCUGGGAGCUUGACUAAAGACGGAGAAAUGCAACUGGCAAACUUGGAAAGCAGUUUUGGUUGGAUGCGGGCUCAAGGAAUCCGGUACUAUCCAAGAAAUUGCUUUCGAAAGUUUUGCUAAGAUUUCUGGGAAAUUAUACGUUUUCCGGAACGUUAUAUAAUUUCUGAUAGAAACGGAAGUCGGUACUAUCUUUGCUUCCAGAAUUAGUUUGUUUCUAUAACAACGCGGGAAUCGCUAUAAAGUUCGGGAAAUAUGAUAAAGGCUAAACCGUUUUUAAGCAAGUGUCCAGCACUGAAGCUCAGAUUUUCACCCUCACUUGAGAGCCACAUUGCAUUCUUGCCAUCGCCUUUACCACCUCUUCUGUACUCUUGUUGCAACUGCAAGUCAGAGUUUUUCUAUUUCAAGUUUUAUUCUGUUGUAUUUGAAUUUCUGUUUUGUUCUUUUCCGCACACGUAUCUCCACACAGCUCCGCAAAAUUUCGUGAUGCAGUUGAUCCGGGCAGCCUGGGAUAACAUUUUGACCAUUGCACGUAAUUUCCACUGCUACAACACAGCAGACACCCAUUGGGGCAGGGGCAGGGUAUCCUUCCCAACUAAAACUUUCCCAGGCAGUAUGGAUUGCAUGGUAUCCGGAGAAAACUUUUUCACUUUCACAAAGUUCCAUAAUAGAAGUGAUAAUGUGCAGAGAAUAACUUGUGCAGUUGUUGUCAUUUAUCGUCCGAGCGUCUGCAGGGAUAAUUUGUGGGAGCUGUUAAUUUGUGUUGGCAGGUGGCACUUAUGUGUGUAAAGGACUCAUCACUUUGUCCUGUUAGGCUUGUCUACGAGCAAUAUCCUCUCCUCCAUGAAUUCCAAUCUGAUUUUCUAAUCUAGUCAUAACGGUUACCUUCUACUGCCACUAACCAUCCUAACAAUUCCGUCAGACAUAUCAUUUUACUCUUUAUCGGGAGUUGUUGAAAAAUUGAAAAAAAAAAAUAAAAGGCCUACAAAUAGGUUCUGUCGGUUUUUUUUUUAAAUUUGAAGCUUUAUUGUGAAAAAUUGAUUAUACAUUCAUUGUUCAAAGUAUUGC
Molecule: messenger RNA, 4679 nt
Organism: Hermetia illucens (black soldier fly)
Lineage: Eukaryota; Metazoa; Arthropoda; Insecta; Diptera; Stratiomyidae
Gene: pxb
Exons: 5
Coding region: 1238-3517 (759 amino acids)
Source: RefSeq, a predicted model, not a curated record